AGGGGUAUAAGCCGGCGGUGGGGCUGCUCUGCCCACACGUGGGAGUGGGAAAUGGAGAGAACCCGCCCCUUAGAGGAAAAGCCACGAGUUGCUGCUGCGUUUCAGGAAAGGGAGAAAGAAAGCGUGCGACAGGGAGUGGGAGCCCCAAGUGAAGAGGAGCCCCUGCAAAGUCAGCCCUGGACACCGGGACCCCAGAGGGGCCGAGUGCUGCCUGGUUCUGGAUCCCACUCGGCUCAGCUCAGAACUUGAAGAGUGAGCAAGAACAAUGCCGGGAGGUAUGGAGAAAGCCUGUCAUCAGUGCAUUUCCAAAAUCGCCAGCAAUGCCUGCUUCGUUUUUGUGCUCUGCGCUUUCCUGGCUCUGCCGCUGUCCAUGGCCUUCAUAGGAAUGAAGUUUUUGGAGGACUGCCCCAUACAGCCCCUCAUUCCUUUAUAUUUGCUAGUGGGUGGCAUCGUCGGUACCUUAAAGGUGUCUCUCCUGUUGUACGACUCCACCAGGAUGAGGCGGCUGCUGUCCAAGGCCGUGGUGAUCGAUGACGAUGACGAGGACGAGUACCCCUGGAGGCAGAAUGCGCACAGAUACUACAUUCACCUCCUGCUGAGCCUCUUCCUCUUCCUCUGGUUCAUCCUGGGAAACUACUGGGUCUUUUCUGUAUACCUGCCUGAUUUCCUUCCCCCUUUCCAGCAGCCGCAGGACUACUGUGACAAAACCCUGUACGUCUUUGCAGUCGGGGUCCUGGCGCUCAGUCACACGGUGCUGGUCUUGCUCGUGCUGUGCAGCGGCUGUGUCUACCUGUGCUCCAGGUCCAUCGUCAGUGCUUGCUGGGGAGCCUCUUUAUGAUUGAAGUCCGCAUGCUUUAGAAUUGCGUAUGAAGAUGCUGUCAUGACUGUUUCUAGGGCAGUGCCCAGGCACAUGUGGCACCUGCUUAACUGUGCUUCUCUCAACCACAUUCAUAGCCUUUCUGUAUAUUUACACAAUGCUGAGCUGUGUUUAUUUUGAAAUUUUUUAAUUUUGUUGGUGCUUUAUCAUCAAACCAAUCCCUGAGUGGGCAUGAAUGGAGGCAUCUCCCUUCAUCAGAAGUGUCAGCUCACACUGAGAGGCUCAUUCUUCUCCAUAGCUUUAAGGGAAAGGCCCUGUGAGUUUAGAAGUGCUCCCCAGCAUCUGUCACCUGCAGUCACCCUUGAUGCCCCUUUCCUCCCAGGUGAGAAGGAAGUGCUUCGUGUGCCAUCUGCUGGACAAAGGAGGAACAGUCCUUUUUUUGCUCCAGUCCCUCUGGGCAGUUUCUGUUUUCAUUUUCACUUGAGCCAUGGCAGAAGACCAGCCGGUGGGCAGCUUGCAGAUCCUACCUCACCUAUGACGCCCAGCCCCAUCCUCACUGUGUCCUGCGUUGCCUUCUCCGUGUCGGAGACCGGGGAGGGUCUGUGGGAUAUGGUGCUGGGGUGGACAGGGGUUCUGUGGGCUCCCCUCCCACUCUCCUUUCCCCAGUCCAUGAGUCAUCAGCCACUCCUAGUCACUUAGACAAUGCUUGGACGUCUGUGAGCAGCAAAGACCUGGGCCCAGGGACCCCUGCAUGACUCCCGCAUGAGAGCCUCUGAGGCUUCUGUUGCAAGGGCCAUGGGAAAGGCGGAAGGAGCUAUGAACAACUGUGGGCAUGAAGAGUGCUUUGGGUGUGUCAGUAGCUUGGUCUCAAACCUUGGAAUUUCCAGUUUCUGUAGGCAUGAGUAUCCCCAGAGUGUUGCAGAAAUCUUUCCCAGAGGGAGUGGUGGACGAAGGGUGCUCAUUCUCAUACGUACCCCCGCCCCAGCCCACCCCUGGUUGUAAUGGAGAAUAUUGGUCAUAGGUCCUAAAUAAUUGCUAAAAUCUGGACUAUAUUUUUAGCUUUGCAUUUCCUUGUCACCAAAGCAGUAAGGAAGAGGUGACGAUCUCUUGCUCUAAGUCACAUAUCUUCCCUGGUUUGAGGUUACAGCGAGCCAUGAUUGUGCCACUGCACUCUAUUCUGGGUGACAAAAUGAGAACCUAUCUCUAAAAAACAAAAUACAGGUUAGAUGUGAAAGAAAAUGUUCAUGUGCAUUCAUUCAUAGAGGGGACACUGAGUGGUUCAGUGGGUGACAUCUUCAGCACAGCAGUCUUGGAGUGAUGAUUAAUUAAGGCCUCCCUCAGGGGAUGGUGAGAUGGUUAUGAUAAGGCACAUUUCAAGGAAAAGGUUCUGGGGCCAAGGCAAAUGGUCCAUACCUGUGGUUCUUUGAAGUCUGGCUUACUCUAGACUUCAGAUGUUGGGAUGACAUCAGACUGUCUACGAAGGGCUGAGCCAUGUGCCCUUUAAGUGAUCACCUCUUAGUGUGAUUUCACUCAGCUGGAGGUGAGUGUAAGAAGUUCCUGGUUAUCGUCCUUGGCAUGGCCUGAGGUAGGCAUUCCACAUUCAUGUGAAGUGUGCUGUGUACACCUGCAGAAUGAAAAUGCCCAAGACUGGCCCAAGAGAUGGGCAGCCUUCCUCAACAGAAACUUGGCAAGGCAAUGAGAAGUGGACACGGGAGCACUAAACUUUCUGGAUGCUGUGAAACCUCAAGGGAAAAAAUUAAGUGGCGGAGAGGGAUAAUCAGUUCUUCCUGUGUGAGAAAAGACUGCAGCAAAAAUAAACUGUAUGUUGAGGUCAUUUUAUUUGCUACAUUGGGCAUCAUUCUAAAAACCAUUCUUUGCCUGAAUGUAUAUAAAUGACAGUUGACAGCGGUAAAAGUAGGGCCAUUUCACUGGAGUCAGCCACACCAGUGGCUCUCAAACCUCGGCAAACCCUCAGAACUCCCCAAGGACGUGUUUCCAACGCAGUGUCACAGCCCCCAGAGACUCUGACCCGAGGGGCCCGGCUGGUUCUGAUUCAGUGGCCAGAGAACCACAUGUGCACACUCAGGCCAUACAUACAGCCUGGGCUGGCUUGUCAGGCCCAUCUUGGUCAUCACCGUGAGGGUAAGAUAAUGUCUAUUCCAGUACUUUGUGUUAUUUCCUUCUCUUUUAGUAUGAGAAGCGGCCAAGUGGUCAAUAGCUUUCAUUUUUGUGUGACCAAAUUUUGUGCUUCAUUUCCUUCUGGGCAUUUUUCAUUGUUGAUGAAAUAAACUUUGUUCAAUUUGU
Messenger RNA from Cebus imitator (Panamanian white-faced capuchin), 3121 nucleotides. It is a transcript of the gene TMEM272, whose product is annotated as transmembrane protein 272. The transcript has 6 exons. The record is from RefSeq and is a predicted model, not a curated record. Bases 266 to 838 code for a protein of 190 amino acids. Lineage: Eukaryota; Metazoa; Chordata; Mammalia; Primates; Cebidae.